ACAAGGAUCUCUAGUCUGUUAAUCAACAAUAGUGAAUUCUGGCAACUUGAUUGAAUCUUUCUAUUUAUUUGGUACUAAACUUUUGCAAUCUACAGUGAUGAAACUUAGUUUCUCAUUUUCCAAAUUCUGAAGCACUUAAUAAGUCUUGAAUCCAUAGCAAUGAUUUUUGUACAUUUUGGGAACAAUGAUCAGAUGAUGAAUAACUUUCAAAAGUCUUACUGGUUUUUUGCAACAAAUUUACAUGAUAGUGUUCUUUGAAUGCUUCUUUGUUGAAAUAUUUAAGUGAACUCAUGCAACAUUAAGGGAAUUUUGUUUCCAUGAUUGUAUAUUAACUGUUUCAUAGGGUCCAUCUGAAGAUAGAGCAAUUUUGAAUGUAUUUUAUAAGUCUAGUGGGGGAUAUCCUUUGUUACUUAGUAUUUCAUUUUCAUCUUUUUCUGAUGGGGUGACUACCAUUAUUCUUAUAAGUAUACUAUCCUACAGACUGUCAUGUUGUAGAAUAACAUAAUUGCCUUUUGAAGGUAAAUAUGAUAAUUAGGAUGAAACUCCAUAUUUUAUAGGUCCAAUCUUUAAAAGAAGUAGGCAGAAAAAUAAGUACUAUUUUAUUUUAUGUAACUUAUCCUAUUUCCAUGUGUUUUCCAUAUUAUUCAUUUUUAUAAUAGAACAAUCUUUAAAAACCAAAACCUCAAAUCCUUUGUCCAUAUAAACAAGUGAUAAAUCAUAUUCGAAUUUAUCUUGGUACAGGGUAUGAGAUCUAAACCUAAUUUUUCUCAUACUGUUUUCCAUGUUUCCCAGCAAUUUUUAAAAAACUCUUACCUUCCAUUUUAGAAUCAAUACUAGGUAUUGGUUUCAAAGCAGAGGAGUGGUAAGUUCUAGGCAAUGAGGGUCAAAUGACUUGCCCAAGGUCACACAGCAAGGAAGUGUCUGGGGUCAGAUUUGAAUCCAGGACCUCCCAUCUCUGUGCCUGGCUAUCAAUUCACUGAGCAACCCGGCUGUUUUUGUCAAAUAGUAGAUUCUUAUCCCCAAAGUCAGAAUCUUUGGUGUUAUCAAACACUAGCUAAUUGAGGUCAUUUACUCCAAGUCUACUCCAUUGAUCCAACCUUCUAUUUCGUAGCCAGUACCAUAUUGUUUUUGAUGAUCACUGCUUGAUAGUAUAGUUUAAGAUGUGGUACUGCUAAGCCACCAUGUGGAUGUACACAACUCAUUUUCAUGCAACAUCUCUCAUGUUCUCUUGCUUCUUCUUGUUUUGCUUUUCAUAAUUUCAUGUAGAUCUUUCCAUGUAUUUUUCCAAAAUUAACCUGUUCUUUCCAUAUGACAGUAGUUUUUCAUCCCAAUCACAUACCACAGUUUAUUUAGCCAUUCCCAAAUUGAUGUGUAUUUAAAGAGUUAAAUUUUCCUUUAGUUACUGCUUUUGUUAUAUACCAUAUGGUUAAUUUCCUUUCUUUAAUAAAAUUCCCAUAUGAUUUUGAUCAACUUCUUAUGCUCACUAUAUUUUGAUAGUAUUAUCUUCCAUGUAGAUCAGAAAUUAGGGAUAUUUGGCAAGAUUCCUUUAUCAAUUUAUUUAGAAUCAAUGUUAUGUCUGAGCAAUUGUGGUUAGCAAUUUGGUCCUUGAAAAUAUUUAAUUGAAGCUGAUAGGUUGAAUUCUCCAUCAUAUUUUAGAUUCUGCAUUUGUAGGAUGGUAAUUUAUCAUGAAUCACUUCACAAAAUAUAGCAAGCUUCUUCUACAUAAUUUUAGCUAACAAAUUCCUUUAAAAAUUCUUUUAUAUUUUUCAUGAAUAAAUAUUUUUUCCUACCUUCACAUCAACAUCCAAACUGCCAGGGGGAAGUGGGGAAGUAGAAAAAGAAAACAUUUUUUUAACAAAUGUGAAUAAUCAAAACAGAUUGAUGACCACGAUGUCUGGCCCUGCUGAAAAGCAUAGAGCUCAUUCACCAGCUUGCCUCAUUCACCUCUUGGUCAGGAGGUGGGGUAGCAUGCUCCACCACUGUUCCUCCAGAUAUAUGAUUGCUCAUUUCAUUGAUAAAGAAGUCUUUUGAAAUUGUUAAAAUGUGAACAACAUUUAUGUUUUUGUUCCCUUGGUUCUGCUCACCUUACAUCAAUUCAUACAAGUCUUCCAAGGUUUUAUUGAAAUUGUCCCUUUUAUAUACUAAAUAUAUGACUUUGGAAUGAUUAUUUUCCUUUUCUGAGUCCUAGCUUCCUCAAAUAACAAAUUAAGGAGUUGUUCUAAUUUAUUUUUAGAAUUCUUUCCAACUUGAUCAUUCAAAGAUCCUUUCUUAUGCUUUAGUAUUAUUAUGUUAUAUUCAUAUAGAAUUAUUUCCUCAGCCAUUCCCCACUUGAGAGUUACCGCUUUAAUUUCCAGUUGUUUGGCCAUGACUUAUUAGGCAUUUGUUAGGUUUUAAAUACUACAGCCUGAAAAAAUUGGUUCCAUACAUUCUACCAUGUAUCUAUAUAAUCUACAUUGAGCAAUAAGUCAAGGAUUUGUAGGUAUACUCCUCCAAUUUUCAGUGGCAAUGACCUGAAUUAAAAUUACAAUUACAAAUACUUCUAUUCCACAUAUGUCAGCAUGCUUUAGCCAUUUGUUUUAUGCUUCUUUGACAAAGUACUGUUUGGUGAAUUCAUGUGGCUUUCACCUAUGGAGGAUCUUUUGUUUUCAUUCUUGAAUCAUAAACAUUUUAUAAGGAUUAUUCAGAGGAAAAGCAUUUAGUUACAUUCCACAAACCCCUGGUUGUAUACAUAUUCUCAUCCUUUGUUAUUGCUCAGUGAAAUGAUGUCUCCUUUUCCCAAACUUAUUUCUGGAGGUUUUCCUCUUUUUAUUCUGUUUUCUAAGAAUAUGUAUGGGUCUCCUUGUUUCCUUUUUAGAGAAUGGGAAUCAAGUUCUCUAUAUAUGCUUUGUGGUACUUGGCCUUAGGUUUUCUUAAUAUUAAUAAUUUUGAUAUUAUUGUUACUUUCAUUCUCAUCAUUUUGACAGGGUGUUGAUUCAAAUAGUCCUCAGGAAAGUUGCAAAGUUGCUAUUAUAUUUAUUCUUCUAUUUUAAUGUUCUAUAGACAUGCUAUUAUUUGUGUACAUUACAUGUUCUUUGGACUCUUGGAGAGGUGGGCUGCAUAACUUUUUUUGUAGUUGAAUAAAAAUAAUAGGAUGCAAGUACAUUCUCUGUAGAGACACUAAAAAAACAAAAUUUUAUUACAUCUCUAAUAGAAAACAAGACCUAAGGGCUAAUAUAUAUCUCGCUCUGUUUCACAUGAUUUUUAUUUCUGUUAGAAUUAUUACAUAACAACUAUUUAUGUAGCAUGGUAUCAUCAUUACAAAGUAUCUUUGAAUCCACUCUAUGUAGAAUGAAGGACUAUAUGUUCUCAUCCUCCCAUACACAAAAUUGGUGUGAGUUUGCAGGCGCCAUCUAGAAUGAUUAGUUAUUUAUUUGUCAGCUAAUGGAAACCUAGUCACUUGGAGGGUAGGGGUUUUGAUCUCUGGUACAAGUAGAUAAUAAUUUUGAGUUUUUGUUUGUAUUUUGAUAAAAAAUGAUUUAUCAUUAAAGGCUGACUAAAGUUGGAACAAAUGUUUAUAGCACAUUUAAAAGAUUUUUGUUCAUUGAAAUAGGGAAAGAUGAUAUUCCUGGAAGGAUAAUGGACUUAGCAGUCAGUGUAGUUUCCCUCUUCACUGGACACUGGUUAUUCUGAUAUUUUAUCAAGACCCAUUUUCCAAGCCUGUGACUUUGCCUCAAGGCUCUGUUCUGUGUCUCUUCUCAGCCCCAUGGUGAGCUAUUUUUAUUCUGCACAUGUUUAAUUUUGCAACUUGUGACAAUUUGAAAAGUAUAACAAUGUCUUUUCACCAUAAGAUGAACAGGAUAGAACAGGUCUAAUUUAGGGUUUGGGGAAGGUGUGAUAGCCUUUGGAACAAAGGUAAGUGAAUAUGGACAGACUUAUUGAGAAAUUUGACUUUUUUUUUUCUCAGUAGAGGAAUGGCAACCUUCCUCCUUUAAUAAAUGAAGAGUAUUUUUUUCUCCAGGGAUCAAAUCCCUUUACUUUUGUGGGCAUUCCAGGGAGCCAUAGAGGUGACCCAAAUACAUUAAGAUCUGUAUUGCUCUGACUGGGCUUUCAGUGAAGCAGCCAGGAAGAGAGAACAUUUCCUCUGAUAGGCAAUUAAGGUAAAUGCAUCUUUAUAUUAGCCAACACUUUCAAAUCCCUGUGAAAGGUACUUAACAAAAAAGAUCUGAGACUAGUUUGUUAUGAUCGCUCAGAAAAUGGUCUUUGUAUUUCUGAAGCAGGCAUGGUAGUGCCUGUGAUUCAGUGACAUGUGAAACCAAUCUGUUUUAAUUAAAAAUGCAGCAUCAUAAGGUCUUUGAAUUCUAGAGCUAGAGAGAGGGUCUUUUAAGUCCAUUCAGAUUCAAAGUUUCUCCUUGAAGAAAAACAAAAGAAAUCUCAUUUUACAGCUGAGGAAGCCAAUGCCCAGAAAGUAAAAAAAAAUGACUUGUCCAAAGUAAUGUAGUGAGCUAACAAGGAGCUAGAGGCUAGCUCUCCUUAGCUUAGAAGAAAGGUUAGGACCCAGAGAACCUACCAUUUCUAUUAUACCUGCUAAUUUUCUUUCUUCCUGAAGACAACACUCCCUCACAGGCUAUACAUUUGUUCUACAUAUUUCUAACACACUAUGUAUGAUUGAAUAUGCUAGUGUCUUCCACCUCUGAGACUGUAAAUGCCACCAGGACUAUAAUUUAUCUAAACUUUGAAUUUCACUCCAGUACAGUGAAUACUCUACAAAAUAGGUACUUGAUAGAUGUCUUUAAUAACAUUUGUUUCCUGAUUAAAUCAUGUGAAGUUUGAGUAUUACCUCCAUGAAAGAAAACUUUCACCUCUUCUGAUCAGCCCCACUAUUCUCCUUUGGGACUCCUUUCUAUAAAAAUAUGAAUUUUUCCCUCAAGUCUCAAAAUCUUUGGAAGGUAGAAAGGCAUUUCAUUCAAGAGCAGGCAACUGUCAAUUAGUCUCAGUCCACAUGGGUAGAAAAUGAGGUGAAAGGCUAAUCAAUAAUUCAAAGAAUAUUCCCAUUGCAUUUGGAGUCGGAAAGUUUGGGAAUUUAACUCAAGAGGUAUGUAUCAUGUUUUUCUGGUAACAUUAAAUGGAGUCACUUUCCUAAAGCAUAUACAUAUGGAGGAUAUUUAAGACAGAAGAGUAAGAAAGGAAAAAAUAGAAUGUAUUGAGAAGACAGAAAAGCAGGGUUGAGAGGUCAUAGAAAUUUUAAAAUAGUAUUAAAUAGUCACCAGUGCUUAACUUGCAAACCAGGUCAUCUCACUGUGGACAAUGAAGGAUUGAUUGCCUUUACUGGUAGAAGGCCAAUAAUCCUACUGCCCUAUAUCUAAUGAAAAAGCAGUCUUUUGUAGGCCUGAAGGCAAGAAUGAGAGAAAGGAAUAACAAUUCUUGAUUCUUAUUGAUAGUGUAAUAACAGAAAUAGCUGCUCUCAGAGGAAGUGAAACUAGUUUUCUAUUUUUUUCUUAACUAUUUGGAAACCAACAAAAAGGUCAACCAGGAAACAUGUAGCUAUGUAAUUUUAUUAGUUUUUUCUUUUUUUUUAAAUUUUAUUUAAUUGAUUAAUUUAGAGCAUUUUUCCAGGAUUACAAAAAUCAUGUUCUUUCCCUCCUCUCCCCCCAACCCCCUCCCAUAUCUGACAUGCAAUUCCACUGGGUUUUAUAUAUGACAUUGAUCAAGACCUAUUUCCAUAUUGUUGCUAUUUGCACUAGGCUGAUCAUUUAGGGUUUAUAACCCCAGUCAUAUCCCCAUUGAAUCAUAUGAUCAAGCAGUUGUUUUUCUUCUGCAUUUCUACUUCCACAGUUCUUUCCCUGGAUGUGGAUACUGUUCUUUUUCAUAAGUCACUCAGAAUUGUUCUGGAUCAUUGCAUUGCUGCUAGUAUAAAAGUCCAUUAAGUUAGACUGUACCAGUGUAUCAGUCUUUUUUUUUCCCUAAAUGCUCUGGUUAUUGUAUUCAUCUUACAGAUGUUUUAUGAUGUCCUUACAUUCUACAGAUGUGAUUUGCUUUAAGCCAACCCUAUACAUGAAAUACAGGUGUGUUGUGUUGUGUGUGAAUGAGAGUACCAAACAUGUUAGGGACUGAUGAUUUUAAUUGGAAUCAUUAUAGGAUUUUAUAGGAUUAAUUUAGCUAGUUACUACAUUUAUAUGGUAAUAGUUAGCACUGAUAUAGCCUUUAAGUUUUACAAAGAUCUUUUUUACAAAUAUUAUUUCAAUUUUUGUUGACAACCUGGAAAGUAGAUGUUAUUAUUAUCCCCAUCUGACUGAAAAGGAAAUUGGGGCAUGGCAUGUAGAGGUAAAAUGACUUGCUUUGGUCAGAGAACCAAUUAAGUGUCUGAGACUGGAUUUGAACUUGGGUUUCCUUUGAGGUUCAGUACUCUUAUUCACUGUCAUCUAGCUGCAUAGAUAUUUUUAAGUUUAUAUAUAUAUAUAUCAUUUACAAUUCAAAAGCAAUUUUUACUUAAUAGCAACUAGAGAGAAUAUUAUACUAGCAUCCAAAAAGAUCCAAGCUUUAUAUAAAACAAGGUUCCUGCCUUCAUGAAGUGGUAAUUCAGUGUGAGAAUACGUAUGGUGAUUGUUCAGACGCCCUGGCUUCCACCUGUCAGCCAACUCUGACCUGGGAUUCCCAGAAGGUGCACAGUGAUCACACCCCAAUAAAACCUCUGAGCUGGCAGACUUAAAGUUGAGGGUAGCAGCCAGACUUCAAACCUGUUGGUUUGGUAAGUUGGAGGGAUGUUUGCUCCUACCUUAUGAAGACAUCCCCAAGGAAGAUGAACAGAAGAGAACAAUUUGUUCCAAUAUUCAUGAAAGUGGCUGCAGCAGGGGCUGAGGAGGUAGAGCUUCUUUGCCAGACAUUAAAGAUGCCAAGGACAUGCACUGCAUCCCACACCAUCACCGGUUGUUGUGACUUUGGUCCUGCCACUGGACUCACUGACUCUGAGAAAGAGUGAGGCUGACAACUUUGUUCAACUCUGCUUCACUGAACUCCCAAUUUAAGUGCAAGAUCUCACCUUGUGAGGUCAUUAGUUGCCUUUGAAAAAGAAGGAUGAACAACAAAUACUGACAGGCAUGAGAUGGAACACAAAAUGGGCAAAGCUUUCCUUAAGGUUUCUAAUUUUUGUUGCCCUUUUAAAUUAAAUAUCAUCUUUCAUGAAUAUGUCUCUUUUUAUACUUCCUAUGUAACAAAAAAAUCAAAUUAAAAAAUACACAGAGAAAGCAAUCCCAUAUGGAAGUGUUUACUCCAUUUUGUCUCCAUAGUUGUCUACUUCUAUUGAGAAAAGAAAUAUAUGUUAUAUUCAUUUUCCUCUGUAGCCAAGAUUGUUCAUUAAGGUAAAUCUGAGUUCAACUGCCUUUUAGUGUUGUUUUUAUUAAUAGUAUUUUUAAGAGGCAGCCUUUUAAAAUGAAAAUACUAUUCACUCAGGGUUAGUAGACCUGAAUUUGGAUCCUAGAUAUGAAAAUCUCUUGUAAAAGGGAUAAAGUGCUUUACUGGAUCAGGUAAGACUUCAGGAAGAAGAUGGCCUUUUGGAAGUGUUUUAGAGGUGAGUUAAUUCAAUAAAUGAAGGGCAAGGGAGGGAAGAGAGGAUAUUCCAAGCACAGUCAGUUAUUUUAUAUAUUAUAAUUCACUUACAUAAAAUUUUGGUAUUUUUUGAUUUCAGGAAUGAUAGCUUUCAGGGGAUCAUGUAUUCUAAAACAGUUCAGGUGCUAUGAAGGUUUAAUUUAGAAGAGUUCCUUAAGGACUAUGGUAGCCAUAUACACUUUUCUGUAUGCUUCCCUUACUUCUUAUUUAUUUUAUUUCUAUGUUAAGAAGUAAAGUUUAAGUUCUUUGAGGGCAAUGUUGAUCUCAUUUUUCUCUUUAUAACUGAAAGCCUAGCAGAGUGGCUAGCACUAAGUGGUCCCUUAAAAAAUCCUGAUUUCUUUUGAAUUGGAGACCAUAAUGGUGUCUACUGGAGUUUUGUGGUCACCUUACUCAAAAAACUACUUAUGAUAUAACCAUAUGUAUGCAUAUUUUUGUUUUUAUUUUUGUGUUUUCAUCAACUUGUGUGAAUGCCAAAAUGAAAAUUCCUUCCUCUUAGGUAAAUUAAUAAGUAUUCUACAAUUUAUAGCCAUAAGAGUUGACUGGAACAACAACAGGAUAAGUGACUUGAAAUAAGUCCUGUAGUCCAUCUGUGUUAGAGGCAGGAAUUGCCUCUAUCUAUACUAUUCCUUAUAGCUUUCUCUUCAAAUCUGAAUAUGAGUGGUACAUCCACUAAAUAUCAAAAUUUGUUUCCUCUGCUUCAGGUAUGUGUAUCUGCCCCAAACAUUGGCUCAUCCUUGGAAAUUUUUUAGCUUCCCAGCCACUCUUGGCUCCUGGAGGUGAUACAAUAUAUGGCUGUUUUCAUAUGGAAUAUUUACAGGUUCUGAAAAUGAUUCACAAAUGUAUUUCUUCCUUCUAGGGUCAACACCAUGGCUGUGUAUAAGUAAAGGAAUGUACUGAUAUUGUAGAGGGUUAACCUUGGGUAUUCGCACAACUUUAGGAAUCCUAAACAAUGAUUUCCUCAUUAUUCAUGGAGAGAAAAGAGGAAAAAAAACCCAAAAACCUUUUUUCUUAGAAAAUUUGCUGUAGGAAAUAUUCUGAUUUAGUUCCAAGUGCCAGAACCACACAACCUAUAUCUGAACAGAAACAUCCAUUUUUUUUAAAAGCACACAUCAACAACCCUGAAAGUAAAAUUGGGAUACAUCUGAAGCCCAGAAACUGCCAAAGGCAUGGAGAAACCUCAAAAAGCAUACUAUACCUUCUGAGAUAAAAAGCAAGAGGAAUAUAAAUGUAGCUCUGGAUUUCUGACACAGCCAUCCCUAUAGUACUUUCACAUUCAAAAUAGUGCUUUAUGAAGAUCUCAAAGAACUUUAUAGGUGCCAUCUCCAUUAACCUAAAAUGAACCUUCAGAUGUGCAUAUUUUUAAAAUGAGAAUGUUUGGAACCUUAGCAUAGCACAGCUUUGCUUGGUGAAGGACACACAUGUCUUCUAGUUCUGCCUUUUUAAGUUUUGUUUCUUUGUGUACAAAAAUAAAGUCAAUAAAGACAAUUCUGACUAAAUUUUGAUAAAGUAGCAGCAGAGAAAUGCUCCCUACCAAUGCAGAGGAACUGAAGCAGUUGGUAAAGUCAUUUCUCUCAGGGUAGGACAGGAACCUACUAGGAUGCCUGGCACAUAGUAGGCACUCAUCUCUUUCUUGGUUGAAGACAGAUUAGAUACCCUAGAGGAAGAAAAGAUCAGGCAUUUGGUAUCAAUAGGAUGCAUGGGAUAGAAGACUUCCAAUUUCCACUUGGCAGCCUAAUUUUCCUAAAUCUUGAUGAAGUCCUUCUUAGUGGCAGGGCUUUUGAAGGGUGAUCACAACUGAAGAAAUCUCACUUUUUUUCUGAUAAUGGAACACUUUCCCCCAAAGGGUACCACCCAGCUGUUUAUUUUUAUCUUGAAACAGAGAAGAUAUUGUCUAUUUUCAUUUCGAAUCCCCCUUUCAGCUUCUUCCCUACAAGUCCUGGCUUUUAGGACAAGCCCUUUCCCUGUCUAAGCCCCCUGUCUACAACUAGCACACUGUCAGAGAUUUCUCAGAUGUCUGACCUUGAGCUGCAGUCUUGCCUAGUUCCUCUUUCUUUUUUCCUCUUUUUUUUCAUCUUUAUUUGUAGCUCCUGUGUUUAUUCUUUAACAUGCCUGGUCACUGUUCACUGGGGUCAUUUUUUUUUCUCCCCGGUGAGGGUGAGAUUGGUCUGACACCCAGUGACCUGUCAGCUGUCUCCCCACCUGCUUACAUGCUGAUUCAUUGAUGAGGAAAGAGUUGGCAUGCAGGCCCCGCCUCCCUCUCAAUGGUCUGUGAGGCUGCUGGAGCUAGUGGAGAGGAUGCUGUGGAUGGGAGCCUCCUCGGCUGUGUCCUAGCUACUUUACUACAAGUGUGCACCGGCUGGCAGCCGAGCUGCUGCUCCUGAAGACCUUAGUGACCACACUGAGCCAUCUCCCUCUCUCUUCACGUUCUUAUUUGUUGUCUCCAUAGCCGGCUUUUCUAGCUCUUUAAGGAAUCUCCUUUUCAGGCAGCACAGCUAAAUCCAAAGGAGUUGUAAGGCAGCCUGUGAUAGAAACUGAGACACAAGUUUCCCCUCAGAGACUGUCUUUUUCAUUUUCUUUUUUUUUUAAUUGGCAAAGACUUCUGGCUCUCCUCAGAGGAAUACCUUGUUGCUUAAGAUGAGUGGCUGUAGGAAACGGUGUAAACGUGAAAUAUUGAAAUUUGCCCAGUACCUUCUCAGGCUAUUAACAGGUUCUCUUCAUACAGACAGUGUCGAAGAUGAAAUGGAAAUGGCCACCGUGCGGCAUCGGCCUGAAGCUCUUGAACUGCUGGAAGCCCAGAGCAAAUUCACCAAGAAGGAACUUCAGAUCCUCUACCGAGGAUUCAAGAAUGAAUGCCCCAGUGGUGUUGUUAAUGAAGAUACCUUCAAAGAGAUUUACUCUCAGUUCUUUCCACAGGGAGAUUCAACAACAUAUGCACAUUUUCUGUUCAAUGCAUUUGAUACGGAUCACAAUGGAUCUGUGAGCUUUGAGGACUUUGUGAUGGGUCUUUCUAUUUUGCUUCGAGGGACUGUACAAGAAAAACUCAACUGGGCAUUUAAUUUGUAUGACAUAAACAAAGAUGGAUAUAUAACUAAAGAGGAAAUGCUUGACAUAAUGAAAGCGAUAUACGAUAUGAUGGGUAAAUGCACAUACCCUGUUCUUAAAGAGGAUGCCCCCAGACAACAUGUGGAAACAUUUUUCCAGAAAAUGGACAAAAAUAAAGAUGGGGUAGUUACCAUAGAUGAAUUCAUCGAAAGCUGCCAAAAAGAUGAAAAUAUAAUGCGCUCCAUGCAACUCUUUGAAAAUGUGAUUUAACGUGUUGGUUAGAUCUUGAAUUUAAUAGACAAAUGUGAACUAUUCUAAAACAAUACUUAAAGUUGGAGUUACCACUUUUAGCAUAGACUGCUCAGCUUUACACUGAAGCAUAUUAUGCAAAUAAGCUUUGUUUUAUUAUAAAGCCAUCUCCAAAAUCAUUUGUUUCUAAGAUAUCAAUUUGCAUUCUUUUCAUUAUGCCACUGAGUUGAUGGGAUGUUCUAAAACUUUCCUACCAUGAGGCUAUUCAAAGAAAUGGUACCUGACACACACAUAAUUUUAUUGAUACUCCAACCCUGAGAUUAUUAUGGCUUUGGGACAUCAAAGUGAUGUUAUGAUAGUGUUUUUUGCUACCCAUUUGUAUUGGAAUCCAGCCCCAGGACUAUAAAUGUUUUUUUCUAAAAUAUUGGCAUCAGUGUUUAAUUUAUAGAAAUUAGAUUUCAUUUCCAUAUUUGUAUGCUGUAAUCCCAUUUAUAUACUUUGAGUAAACAAAAAUAAUUACCGCUAUUAAAAAAUGACUAUGCAGUCCCUGUUUUUGUGGGUUUUCCUCUUUUUUGUUGAAGUCUCCUUUUGUUGAAGCCUUUAAUUCAAUUAUUUGGCAUUUUUCUACCAUGAAAACUGAAAUUAUUUAUGACUAGAUGACAGCAUACUUCUUUCUAGUGAGUUUUUUUUUAAUAAGCAUUUGUUGGUUUUCCAUAUUAGAACCCAAAUCCCACAUAACAUGCAUAAUUUGGGACUUGCUCAAUAGGAUAGCCCUAACUAGGCUUCACAUUUCCCAUGAAAGAAAGAAAAUGAGUGAUCUAAUGAGUAUCACUACCUAAAUGUCCUCAUUGUCUGCAUUGAAGACAUGGACUUCUCCUCUCCCUCAGCUUCAAAUUUCGGCUCCCUCUUAAGUGAGCACCCAUUAAUGGGCCCAUUAAUGACUAAGAACAAUCAGCCCAAGAUCAGGUUCCUCUCUGGUCUGACCUUGCCCCUUGCCUUUCUGUGACACAAACAUGCAAAGACUAAAGUCACUUGACUAUACAAUGGGGAAGAACAUUAGCAUAAUUUCAUUUUGAAGGAAAAAUGAUUAUAUUAACAACUAGAAUAAUCAGACAGUAGAGAAUGAGUUAUUAUUGCAAUUAUUGAAAUGGAUGAUGUGAAAUGGAUUAACAGCACACAAGCCCCCAACGUGGAGUACCAUUGUCACUUUCAGUGAUCUUGGGCCAACUGAGAUUAAGUUUCACCGUAAUACUAACGAUACACCCAUCCUCGUUUUUCUGCAAAUAUCACAAAGACAAAGAAGCUUCUGUGGAUGGAAGGAAUUUUGCAACUUUGUUUUGCAAUAAAUAAAUCAGGGACCUAUUCUGGUGUAAAGAUAAGAUGUUAACGGAUGUUCUGCUAUCACCAGUGUAGGAAUAAGAGUAGUACAGUACCUGUACACCUGAAAUUUGCCAUUAGAGUAUGUGUGUGUGUAAGCUCAAUGUAUACAUUUUGUAUUUUAAAAAGUAAAAAUAAACAAAAGUAGAAUGUUUAUAACCCUAA
Molecule: messenger RNA, 12414 nt
Organism: Monodelphis domestica (gray short-tailed opossum)
Lineage: Eukaryota; Metazoa; Chordata; Mammalia; Didelphimorphia; Didelphidae
Gene: KCNIP4
Product: potassium voltage-gated channel interacting protein 4
Biological process (GO): regulation of potassium ion transmembrane transport
Cellular component (GO): voltage-gated potassium channel complex
Molecular function (GO): potassium channel regulator activity; calcium ion binding
Source: RefSeq, a predicted model, not a curated record